AUGAGUAGAGAGGUUUCUAGGGACGCAUCCCUAACUCCAUUGAGAGUUGAUAUAAUUGAAGACCCGCCAUUACGGAACAGCUAUGAGCACUUUAUUGACAGCGCAACUUAUGAUCCCAAUAUUCCUAUAGCCAUUGACUUCGGGUCUUAUGAAUUGAGGGCAGGUUACACCAACAUAUCGAGGCCGUCGCAUAUAUUCCCGAAUAGAUUCUCGAAAUAUCGUGAUAGAAAGACGAACAAGUAUUUGCCUUGUAUAGGUUACGACACAUGGCUGGAUCAAACCACUAGAUCACAGGCAAGAAGUCCAUUUGAUGGGCCGUUGGUGGUCAACUGGGAUAUGGUUGAAGACAUUCUUCAAUAUACGUUUCAUCACUUGGGUGUUCAACCUGAUAAUGGUGUGACAAACCCAAUCAUAAUAAAUGAGAAACUAGCGUGCCUACAGUCUCAACGAUCUAAUUGGUAUCAAACUUUGUUUGAGUCGUUCGGAGUCCCAAAGGUCUCGAUGGCUGUAGAGGGCAUGUUAGCAUUCUAUGGUCAUAAUGGCGGAAGUUCGACAGGUAUAGUUAUUGACUGUGGAUAUGAAGACACGAAUGUCAUACCUAUAGUAGAAGGGCAAGGAAUGAUGCUUGACGCGAAAAGGAUAAAUUGGGGUGGUCACAGCUCUAUAGAUUACUUGAGCAACUUACUUUAUUUGAAAUAUCCUUACUUCCCAACUAAAUUAUCCUACCUGCAAUACGAAAAGAUGUACAAAGACUAUUGUUAUGUUUCGCAAGAUUAUGAAACAGAUAUUGAAGGAUAUUUGACGCUAGGUAACCUUGAAAAUAAGAAUGUUGUUGUAGAGGCACCUUUUGUUGAAGUACAAGCUCCACAAAAGAGUGAAGAAGAGCUGAGAAUUCAAGCUGAGAAGAGAAAAGAAAGCGGUAAGAGAUUACAGGAACAAGCACGUAUAAAAAGAAAGGAAAGAUUAGUUCAGAAGCGGGAAGAAUACGAAUAUUUCUCCAAAGUGAAGGAGCAACUAGAAGGCGAGCCAAAAAAGAAAGUACUAGCUGUGUUGCAAAGCGCGGGAUUUGAUGAUGAGAGAGAUUUCAAAAAAUAUCUCUAUAACGUUCAAAGAUCGAUAAAGAAAGCUGAAGCUCUUGAACUUUCUGAAGCGGUAGAUGAGGCAGAAGAAGAAGAAAAUAUGGAAGGCAAAUUUGAUUUGGUAGAUAUCCCUGAUGAACAAUUAAAUGAAGAGCAAAAGCAGGAGAAAAAAGUUCAGAAGCUUUUGAAAGCAAAUUACGAUGCCCGCCAAAAAGCUAAGGAAGAGAAGGAGAGAAUAUUAAAGGAGGUUGAAGAACAAAAGAAAAAGGAUGAAGAAUGGAGAUCUACGGAUUUCAAUGGAUGGUUAAAAGAUAAGAGAAACAGAUUACAUGAUCUAAUGCAAAAGAGAAAAGAAAAGCUUAAGCUUAAGGAGGAUAUGAAAGACCGUAAAUCUCAAGUGGCACAGAAUCGAAUGAAGAAUUUGGCAAAUUUAGCAGAAGAUAAUGCCAGAGGCACGAAACGAACCAGGCAGCAAGCUACGAUUGAUAACGACCCUAAUGACACAUUUGGUGCCAAUGAUGAAGAUUGGAUGGUGUACAAUGAUAUAACCCAAAAUCCUGAAGCACUUGAUGAAGCGAUUGAGGACGAAUAUAAGGAGAUAGUGGACUUAGAAGGUAUACUUCUAGAAUAUGAUCCUAAUUUUACCGAGGAAGAUACAUUAGAUGCUCAGUAUGACUGGAGAAAUUCAGUAUUCCAUUUGUUUUUGCGUGGUCCCAGACCUCAUGAUAGUGAAAAUAUUCAUGAGCAGCAUCAAAUGCAUAUCAACGUGGAGCGCAUCAGAGUACCUGAAGUAAUGUUUCAGCCAAUACUUGGUGGACAAGAUCAAGCAGGUAUAACAGAGAUCUGUGAGACGAUAAUUACGAAAAAGUUUGGGUCAACUCCGAGAAAUUUGAGUCAGCAAAGUUUAGAUAUGGCCAAAAACGUGUGGUUAGUCGGUGGGAAUGCUCAAGUUCCUGGGCUUAAAAGUAGGGUGGUAAAAGAGUUCACUGAGUUCCUUCCUUCGGAUACAAAAAUAAAUGUCAAUAUAUCAGAAGCCCCUACUCUGGACGUGUGGAAUGGUAUGUAUAGACUGGCGAAUACAGAAGAAGAUUAUCAACGUACAAUUGUAACUUCUGAGGAGUAUGAUGAAUGUGGCGUCGACUAUCUGAAAGAGCACAAGCUAAGUAAUGUACCUUAUUUCGAGUAA
Molecule: messenger RNA, 2265 nt
Organism: Nakaseomyces glabratus
Lineage: Eukaryota; Fungi; Ascomycota; Saccharomycetes; Saccharomycetales; Saccharomycetaceae
Gene: ARP5
Product: actin-related protein ARP5
Biological process (GO): regulation of DNA-templated transcription
Cellular component (GO): cytoplasm; Ino80 complex
Source: RefSeq, a predicted model, not a curated record